GUUCCUCCUACCGGAAACGUAGCAGAUGUUGUCGACAGAUUUUCAAAUUACAUGGAGACUGCCAUUAAAGUUCCAUGGAGAUCGGCAUCAACCAAGAAGUCGGGGACAAAAAGUCCUCAUCAACAAAUCACAAAAGAUGCAAGGUGUAGAUUUAGUGCUGACCAUUCAAGAAGGAUUCACUGCCAACUGGGCAGCAAAAGCCGGAGUCCCUCCAGGGAAGAAGUCUCUUUUUGCCACCCAGGCUCCUACAGAUUUGUUUAAUGUCAAAUUAGACGGCAAAUGGGAACGGUCCUGUUGGAGAAUCCUGCGGGAUUUCCACUUUUCAGCUCUGCAGAGGAAAUGCAGCGGAAAAUCGGAGCCAUAUACUCGACAUCGAAGAAGUUGUCUUCCGAUGAAAAGAAAAUGCAGCCAGUGAAAUUUGAAAGCCUGGACAAGGGAAACACUAACAAGGGAAAGUCUAUUUACUCUGAUUCACCUGAAACAAUUGUUGGUGGCUUAAAGAAUAGCGUGACAUUAUUUUGUCACAAUUGUUGUGUACUUGGGCAUAUCUGAGGCUGAGGCAAUCAGUAAACAAUAAAGUGUUUGAUGGUCUCCUAAUUUGCAUGCAAUGUUUGCAGGAGUUAUUUUGAACUAAUUGAGUUGAUUGUAGGGCUUAGAAAGUGCGCCCUUCAUUUGUUUUUUUAGUGUGCUUUUCAUUUAGAGACGGCGCUUGCUUUCAAAUCCCCUAAAGAGCGAUCUGACACGCCGCGGCGUCAGUUCUACUCGAUACACUACACAGAGCGCAUCUUGAAACAAAUUUUAUCCUCGUGCCAGUGUGUUGGCUGUUACGGAACUUUACCGAUUUCCAAGCAAGUUGACUAGUAGACUACCUUAUAUUCUCCGUCUGACUGGAUUAUAGCCGGCAGUAACUAACAUUCCAGCGUAGUCUACAUUCUUGUUGUUCAUAUGCUACACGGAUGGGUGCGUGAUGGUGAAUAAAUUGUAAGAUCUUUUGAAAUUGGAGCUCCGCCGCCGUGCUUCCUAACACAUUAUUCCUAAUUAACGAUAUCUAUCACCGGCUACAGCGUGGAGUUUGAUCCCAUAGCGAUCCAGUACACGGUUUUGGAGAUUCUCAACGUUUUCUAGAAUUGGAAUAUGAAGAGAUGUUAUUCGCUGUUUCUUGGACUGACGAUUUCCAGUUUAUUCACAAUUAUUCUUGUGGCGAGAAGAGAGGCUCAACAGUUUAACGGAAAGCUCAUUCGUGACGAGGACGAUGUGAAGUAUUGUGAAUGGAAGAUGAUGCACAACCCUGCCAUGCAGUCGUCAAAUCACGAUCGAUGGAAUGUCUCAUUGCUGCUAAGCCUGGGCUUAUUGGCUCCAAAGACCUCAUAUGGCCUUAAUGGCUCUUCGUUCACCGUCUACCCUCAUAAGAAGCAAAGCUGUCGGGAAUACGAGGACCAAACGAUUUCCCAACUUGUUUUGAGGAGAAUUCUGAAAGAGCUUUCGUCCGAUGCAAAUUCUUUCUGUUUGGCGUUGCGUAACGUGACUGGUCGGAUGGAAUCCUGCUACGAUCUUGAUAACCAUUUGGACGAAUUUCUCACAAAUGAUUUUAGCUUGAACAAAUCGUGGCGAUGUUUUCAUCCACCGGAAACCACCAGUCGGACAAUGACGACACUGCAAAUUUACCAAGCACUUCGGAUAAAACGGUUUUCGGGGAAACAAACUAUGAUUGUACCCAUGUCAGACGACAAUGCAAUCCGGUUUAAAAAUGCAACUUUCAUCAUUCGUUUCUUUUUUUUAAUUGAAUCGAUUAAUCCCGUGAAAGUUUACGUCUUCCAGAAUGGAAUGCUCUUGCUUGACGAGGAGAACUGGCUGCACUCUUUCGAAGAAUUUGGGCGCUCUUUCUUCGAUAAGUCAGUUUACGAUUCUGCCGUUAGGUGGAUUCGACUAUUAGUGGCGCACGUGGAAAAAUUGUUCCCGGUCGUCGAUGAAUUCAAACGUGUUAUCAGUCGUGACAAAGUUUCACAGAUUUUGGCAGCAGACUUCAUGCCCAAAUCGUCUGGCUUGGAACUGUUUCGAAUGCACGACAGCGUGCAACGAUUACGUUCAAAAUCCACUCCACAUUCUCUUCAACUACUUCUGCAUAAAACCAUAAGCACUGCUGUUAAUUAUCUCUCGUUUCGGCAUUCACAUUCUACUGUAAAUGAGAUUGGCCCAGUCCUGAAUGAAGACCUUUAUGGCCCAGAAGAAAUAUUCGGUCUAAUAACAAAUCUCAUCAUCACUCCAUCCACAAAACUUGAGCCUGCCUUUCAACCCAGAUGGACUCAUUACACUGCAACUGUGCCUUAUGAAACAACUUUGUUGAAUCUCAAAGUGGUGCUAAACGGUCUGGCAGCAUAUGCUUUAUUUGAAAGCGAAAGAUCCAACCAUUUUGAGAUCAGCAUUGGGCUUGACUGGAAUGACUUUAAAAUCGAAAUAGGAAACAAGGAUCCACAAAUCAGACCCAUUAUCUACAUUCUCACGAUAAGACGCCUAGCCAGAGAAGAUAAUCCACUUCCAUUUCAUGCCAAUCAUCAAACUGUUUGCAUCCUGGAACAAGAAUGCAGUCUCAGGUUUAAGGAGAAGCCGGAAUGCGGAUUACAAGCAUCACCCUUCGGCAAUUGGAGCUCGGCUUUGACCGAUUGGAACCGGCUGCCGACUUGCCCUUUUGGCAACUCUGAAGAAGGCGCCUGGAUGAUUCCGUGCUCUUCCUGCCUCCUGGAACGAUCCUGUUACUGGAGCCGAGCUCGUUGGCAGCCGUUUGUAUGCCGCCAUCCUCAUUACAGCCCGUCCGAGCUCCAGCAGUGUCUACUACACCGCAAGUUGAUAUUUGUCGGAGACUCAACUAACCGUGGCAUGAUGGAAUCGCUGCUGGAACGGCUAGACGGUUGGCUAACGACGUCUGACAGGACAAAGUGGCACGGUUAUCGCCACCGUCUUGCCAACAUUGGCGGUCAGACACAAUUCGACUUUGACUAUUAUCCCAAAUUCUGGAUGUCGUCGAGAACUUCGCUCCAGCAGACGCUCACCCACAUGCUCCGCAGGGCGGAAGCCAAUGAAAGUGACACGACGCUGGUAGUUGGCGGAUUGGAUUGGAUGUCUGUCGAGCACCUGGACACGAUCCGUCAGGUUCUAGACACGGAAGGAUUGUCGGGCAUGGCGGUGGUGAUCAAAAUGGCGGGCGCCGGAUUGUUUCAUUCAGACGUGACAUGGGCGCUGAGCCGUCGCGAAAAAGAGCUCGUCUCGACCGCCCGCCGACUGGCCCGCUUAUCGCAGACGGCCCGUCUCCACUACGGCUUCCGCACUGUCGACACGUGGAACAUGACGGCCGCCCGUUUCCGCGAUUUCCUACCGGGACAUUGUCGCUGCCAUUUCCAUCAGAUCACGGAAGCGGACGGCGGCCCUUGGGCUGACGAUGCGGAUGCGCUCGACCUCGCCCAGCAGCCAAGUAGCCAGCAGCCGCCUCGAUUCAGGAUCGAGGGCCCCAUCAAUCAAGUCUACACGGAGAUCCUGGCCGAUCAAAUCUGUCGCGGCCGAUGAAACUGUAGGAGGGAGAUUAUCACAGUCGAAAUUGGAUAUCGUCUAAUUGGAAUUGAAUUGCCAAUCGCUUUUGAUUGCUGCUGCUAUCAUGCUACCCGUCGGAUAUUUACAUCGAGUGCCGUGAUCCUUCCAGACUUCCCAGUGUCCAGGAAAACAAAGUUGUUGUCUCCCGCCUAAAACCCCAAAAACUUUGAUUUUUCCCUCUCAAACUUUUGAAACUUUGAAAAACAUAAAAAGAAGAAGAAGAAAGUGCCUUGUGUGUUGAGUUUUGUGCACCGAGUUGGAUCGCUUCCAAGAAAA
Daphnia pulicaria is the source of this 3858-nucleotide messenger RNA. RefSeq names its product protein Wnt-16-like. Gene Ontology annotation, cellular component: extracellular region. Bases 1135 to 3558 code for a protein of 807 amino acids. NCBI's taxonomy places the organism in Eukaryota, Metazoa, Arthropoda, Branchiopoda, Diplostraca, Daphniidae. Gene Ontology annotation, biological process: multicellular organism development; cell fate commitment; neuron differentiation. The transcript has 20 exons. Gene Ontology annotation, molecular function: cytokine activity; frizzled binding. The record is from RefSeq and is a predicted model, not a curated record.